Moneuplotes crassus is the source of this 777-nucleotide messenger RNA. Lineage: Eukaryota; Ciliophora; Spirotrichea; Euplotida; Euplotidae. The record is from the annotation of a GenBank genome assembly.
UUUUAAAUUCUAAUGGAAUCCACUACAGUAUCAGACCUAUUACCUCCAGAGCCAACUGCUGAAGAGGCCGGUGGUGAAGAAACCCUAAUCUAUAUCUCUCAAGCCAGGGAUAGAUUCACUGAAGCAGUCGGCUACCUUGCCGAAGAAGACUGGAAUCUAUACAAAGAUAAGAACGAUGUUAAGCUUCUGACGAAGAAAUCAGUCGAUGGAGGAGUAGACCUGGUCCUGAGAGAGGCUAUUAUUGAAAAACCACAAGAAGUUGUCUAUGAGUGGUUCUGUAACCAAUCAAACCUUGUUGAUAAUAGUGAAAGAUUGAUUGUGAGUGAAGUGGUGGAUGAAUUAGGCCCAGAGUCUUUCUUACUCAAAAGAGAAGUCAAAGGAAAUUUCCUCGUUUCAAACAGAGAUAUGUGAAUCUUUUGGCACAAACUCAACCUAACCGAUGGAUCAGUGGCCAACAUUCAGUUCUCUAUCAUGCAUUCGAAGAUUCCUGAGACCAAGUGAGUAAGAGGAGAAUUGAACAUUAGUUUGCUCAUGGUGACAAAGAUUGAUGAUAACAAAUGCAAGUUAAUUUCUCUCGGCAAAAUUGAUCCAAAAGGAAGUAUCCCAACCUCAUUUGUCAACAAAAUGACUUGGACCCAGUUCGAUGAAUUAGUAAAGAUGAAGAAGGUCAUUGAAGCUCUGUAAAGUAGAAGGCAGAAGUACAUAGAAGCAUUUAGGCCAAUUUAUGCCGAAAUAUGACACUAUUUAAGGCAUAACUUGAUCAUACAAAAUUAGAUA